This is a messenger RNA of Cylindrotheca closterium, 1266 nucleotides long. NCBI's taxonomy places the organism in Eukaryota, Bacillariophyta, Bacillariophyceae, Bacillariales, Bacillariaceae. The record is from the annotation of a GenBank genome assembly.
AUGGGAAAGAAACCUAAGUCCUCGAGAGGAGCUAGAAAAGCUAAAGACCGCAAGCUCGACAAAUCUACUUUACCUCCACCUCCAAAAGCUCUUGAUGACGAGGUUGGUUCUGCGAAGCUUUUGGAUGAGCCUUCGUUGCCUGGAAGUGGUUACAAAGCCCUAGACCGUGAGGGAUAUGAUGAUGGUGGUGUUGCCGAUCUUACACUGGUGAUUGAUUUGGAGGAUAGUGUCCUCAGACGCAAGCGUGGAGAGAACGAGUACUUCACAGCUCUGAAAGCCGAUCUUCUUCCGCGUGUUACUAAAGGACCUCUUGCCCAAAUGAGCCGUCGGGAACAAAAAAUCAAACUUGCAAAGCUUCUAUUCUCAGAAGAAGAACAUGAAGAGGAUAAGAACCCAUCUGAAGUGUGGAUGGACACUGUUGACGGAAACGAGGAUGCUCAAACGAAGAAGCAUCGUGUGGAGCGCCUGUCUUCUGCUCGCAUGGCACUCAGUCUUUCCAGUGUCUUGAGAGAACCAGCUUGCGCCAGUUUGAGUCUUUCUGAGAUCUCGAAGCGCAGAUUAGCCUUGUAUGGCAAAGAUGGAGCCAUCGAUGCUCUAAGAUGUGCCGAUAAGGCCAUCGAGAUUGCUGGAGCUGGAUUCUGGGAUCGCGAUGAAAUCGAAGUUGAAGCCGAGGAUAUCCCCAAAAUUGAUCCAAAGCACGAGAAAAAUGCAACUGCUCCUGGACUUGCCAACGAGGCUACUUUGAAGCUCUUGCCAGUUCGGGUUUCUCACCUUUGCUUGCGAUCUGCAUACCUACAUCGAGGAAAUGCACUAGCUGCCCUUGGCCGAGAAGAGGAGGCUAAGGAAUCCUACAAUCAAGUUUUCCCAAUGCUCAACGAUGAACCCCGCUGUGGACGCUUGGAUUGGGAGAGGAGUUCGUUGUACAUCAACAUUGGAAACACAUUCAGCAGAAAGGGUAGCUUCGAUGCUGCCAAGAAGAACUACGAUAUUGCCGAACAACUUGGGCGCGAUCACAUCAAGGCUGAGGCCGGGAACAGAGUUGAUGGUAUGGGCAUGGUCAUUGUUGCGAUGCGUGCUAGAGCAUUUGCUUUGAAGAAAGCGGGAAAGGAGGCUGAAGGAAAGGAAGUUAUGCGAGAUGUUAUCAAAAUGCAGAUUGAACUCAACGCCGAAAACGAGAAGAAGAAGGCAGAAGAAGAAGCCACCGCUGCCUCGGAGGCAGACAAGAAUGUCGCCGCUGGAACCCAACCAGUUUCCGUUUCUUCGUAA